UCAGGCUUGCAUCGCCAGCUCUUAUAUGUCACUUCAUUUUAUUUUGUGGGCUAUUACUUUAUUAAACGCCAAGACUUUAAAUAUGCUGAAAGGGACCGUGAUAUGCAUCUGUAUAUGAAACUGCAUCCAGAAGAUUAUAAAGACAAAGAAAGGAAAACUUAUGCUGAAAUUGUUGAAGAGUUUUAUCCAAUUCGCUGAAACUUCUCACACUAUCUGCUUUAUUUCUUCACCAAGAGCUGUCAUUGAUGAACUCAUUGGGAUGUAUUUCUACAUAUUCAUAUGUAAUGAAAAAUUUAUGGUCUUAUAAUUAAAUGAGUAACAUGAAUACAAAGACUCUUUAAGUCA
Molecule: messenger RNA, 345 nt
Organism: Gracilinanus agilis (Agile Gracile Mouse Opossum)
Lineage: Eukaryota; Metazoa; Chordata; Mammalia; Didelphimorphia; Didelphidae
Product: NADH dehydrogenase [ubiquinone] 1 subunit C2-like
Exons: 2
Biological process (GO): mitochondrial electron transport, NADH to ubiquinone
Cellular component (GO): mitochondrial inner membrane
Source: RefSeq, a predicted model, not a curated record